Molecule: messenger RNA, 699 nt
Organism: Penicillium brevicompactum
Lineage: Eukaryota; Fungi; Ascomycota; Eurotiomycetes; Eurotiales; Aspergillaceae
Product: putative translation initiation factor IF3
Exons: 2
Coding region: 1-699 (232 amino acids)
Biological process (GO): ribosome disassembly; mitochondrial translational initiation
Cellular component (GO): mitochondrion
Molecular function (GO): ribosome binding; translation initiation factor activity
Source: RefSeq, a predicted model, not a curated record
AUGAAUCAUUCACGGGGUCUCGCCUCGUGCGCCCAAGUUCUUCGCCAGGUUUUCAUCACACCUGGCUCAGAGAAUACCGACCGCCAGUUGUUCAAGCCCCCAAAAAAUGAAGCUAUCGGUGCUCCAUUCAUCCACAUUGUGAAUGAACAAGGACAACUAGGUGAUCCAGUCACCUUGUUGGAUGCUUUGGACCUCUUUGACAGGAAAGAGUCCUUCCUCGUGCAGGUACGGGGACCAUCUGAGGGCGAAAUUCCGAUUUGUAAAAUCUACAACCAGAAGGAGUAUCGACAACACCAAAAAGCAUUGGAAAAGGCAGCUCGUUCAAACAAGACCGGGAUCAAGAAGAUCGAAUUGAACUGGGCUGUCGAUUCCAAUGACCUCUCGCACCGCAUGAAACAGCUACAGAAGUUCCUGGAAAAGGAUUUUAGGGUGGAGAUCCUCUUGACCACCAAAAGAAAGAAGCGCAGCCCCACCGUGGCAGAGAUUAAGCAUGUUGCACAGACCGUGUUUGAUACAAUCAAGGCGGCGGGAGCUCGCCAAGUUAGUGAGCCAGAGGGAGAACUGGGCAAGCAAUUCAGGAUUGCUGCGAAGAGACCAAAGCAGCAGCAGCAGGGCGGAGGGGAGAACAAGACUGCAGACCAGGCAGAGAACGAUGAUGACGAAUCGUCUGGCGAUAAAAACAUCGAGGACAAGAAAUAA